Columba livia (rock pigeon) is the source of this 1315-nucleotide messenger RNA. RefSeq names its product endonuclease G (gene ENDOG). Gene Ontology annotation, cellular component: nucleus; mitochondrial inner membrane. Gene Ontology annotation, molecular function: nucleic acid binding; metal ion binding; RNA endonuclease activity. NCBI's taxonomy places the organism in Eukaryota, Metazoa, Chordata, Aves, Columbiformes, Columbidae. The record is from RefSeq and is a predicted model, not a curated record. Bases 179 to 1075 code for a protein of 298 amino acids. The transcript is spliced from 3 exons. Gene Ontology annotation, biological process: apoptotic DNA fragmentation.
CUGGGUUCUUUGCACCCUGGGGCCGCAGCCGCUUCUCCCUCCGCCUGCCCGGGGCGCGCUCGGAGCCGCGGCGCCCUCUUGCCCUUAAAGCGGCGAUGCAUCCUGGGUAGCGCAUCGCUCCUCUGGCAAGCCGAGGCCCGUUUAAGCGGCGGGCGCUCCCGCGGCGCAGCGCACGGCCAUGCUGCGGGCCCGCUGGCUGCUGCCCGGCGCCUCGCUGGCCCUGGGCGCGGGGCUGGGGGCGGCGCUGACCUCCCGCCGCCGGGCCCGCGGCGAUGCGGAGGCCGAGGGGCUGCUGGGCCGCCUGCCCGUGGUGCCCGCCGUGGCGGCGGCCGGUCCGCCGGCGCUGCCGGGCUCGGGGCGGACGGAGCUGACCAAGUACGGGCUGCCCGGGCUAGCGCAGCUGCGGAGCCGCGAGUCCUACGUGCUGUGUUACGACCCGCGGAGCCGCAGCGCGCUCUGGGUGAUCGAACAGCUCAACCGGGAGACGCUGAGCGGGACCUCCGAGCGCGCCGCCUGCGACUUCCAGGAGGACGACUCGGUGCACGAGUAUCACCGCGCUACCAACGCCGAUUACCGCGGCAGCGGCUUCGACCGGGGGCACUUGGCCGCUGCCGCCAACCACAAGUGGAGCCAGGCGGCCAUGCGGGACACGUUCUACCUCAGCAACAUCGCCCCGCAGAACCCUCAUUUAAACCAGAAUGCCUGGAAUAACCUUGAGAAGUACAGCAGAAGCUUGGCGAGGAGCAACAAGAACGUCUAUGUCUGCACGGGACCCCUUUUCCUGCCCAGGAUGGAGCCCGAUGGGAAGAUGUACGUCAAGUAUCAGGUGAUUGGGAAGAACAACGUGGCCGUCCCCACCCAUUUCUUCAAGGUGCUCAUCCUGGAAAAGGAGAGCGGGGAGAUCGAGUUGCGCUCGUAUGUGAUGCCCAACAGCCCUGUGGAUGAGAAAAUCCCCCUGGAACGGUUCCUGGUUCCCAUCGAGAGCAUUGAGCGUGCCUCGGGACUCCUCUUUGUCCCAAACAUCUUGAAGAGAACAAGUAACUUGAAAGCCAUCACAGCUGGAAACAAGCGUUGAACCGUAACUAAACAAAUCCAGGUAUCCCCUGGGAAGGGACUCACAGCAGUUGUCCACAGAAUAAUAGUUUUCUUGUGCAAUUUUAAAUGUGGGAAAUAAUCAAGCCAAUGCUUCUCUUUACCCUUCCCCUUGUUCUGUGUGACGGUGACACACACAGCAGGUCGCAAGGGCAGGUCCUGCAGAAGGCUCCUGGGCACUUGGCACCAUCGUAGAUCUUUAGAAUUUUCCCCUCAUCUGCAG